Messenger RNA from Lolium perenne, 910 nucleotides. Its product is annotated as nascent polypeptide-associated complex subunit alpha-like protein 1. The record is from RefSeq and is a predicted model, not a curated record. Gene Ontology annotation, cellular component: nascent polypeptide-associated complex. Lineage: Eukaryota; Viridiplantae; Streptophyta; Magnoliopsida; Poales; Poaceae.
GUCUAUGCGCCGUCUCCGUCGCAGUGACUCCCUUCCCUUGCGCCUCCACACCUCCCCACUCCCAGCUUAGGGUUCUAGGGUUUCUGCCAGCCGCGCCGGCGCCUCCUCCCCGCACCCCACCAUGACGGCAGAGACCGCCGCACAGGAGGAGCUCCUCCGCGCCGUCUUGGAAGAGCAGAAGAACGCGGCCGCGGCGGGAGGAGAUGAGCCGGUAGUUGAGGACGAUGAUGAUGAGGAUGACGAUGAUGAUGAUGAGGAUGACAAAGAUGACGAUGAUGCUGAGGGAGCUGAUGCAAGUGGAAGAUCUAAGCAGAGUCGGAGUGAGAAAAAGAGCAGGAAAGCUAUGCUGAAGCUUGGCAUGAAGUCCAUCACUGGUGUGAGCCGUGUAACUGUCAAGAAGAGCAAGAAUAUCCUGUUUGUUAUCUCCAAGCCAGAUGUCUUCAAGAGCCCCGCUUCUGACACCUAUGUCAUCUUCGGUGAGGCUAAGAUCGAGGAUCUGAGCUCACAGCUGCAGUCACAGGCUGCGGAGCAAUUCAAGGCGCCUGAUCUGAGCAGCGUCAUCUCAAACCCUGGGGCUUCGGCAGCAGCUCAGGAUGAUGACGAGGAUUGUGACGAGGAAGGGGUAGAGCCAAAGGACAUUGAGCUGGUGAUGACCCAGGCCGGCGUGCCGAGGGCGAAGGCUGUGAGGUCACUCAAGGCUGCUAAUGGUGACAUAGUCAGUGCCAUUAUGGAGCUGACGAACUAGCUGUGUGCCCAACCUAUGAUAUUACGGUCAUCCUUACCUUGUUUCCAUGGGAAUACAUGAGUUGUAACGGUCCUGUUGUCAUGUGUGCGCACUUUGAGCUGCUAUGUAUUAAGCAAGACUGGAAGCAAUGUGGAAAGAGGCUUCUUUUUCAUGCAUUGGAACAAA